Messenger RNA from Onychostruthus taczanowskii (white-rumped snowfinch), 3688 nucleotides. Its product is annotated as T-lymphocyte activation antigen CD80-like. The transcript has 7 exons. The coding region runs from base 145 to 1065 and encodes 306 amino acids. Gene Ontology annotation, cellular component: external side of plasma membrane. Lineage: Eukaryota; Metazoa; Chordata; Aves; Passeriformes; Passeridae. Gene Ontology annotation, biological process: immune response; T cell costimulation; positive regulation of T cell proliferation. The record is from RefSeq and is a predicted model, not a curated record.
ACCCUGUCAGGGAGCGUUUCAGCGGCCUGUGACAGCAGCCGGGCCCCCAUGGCCGGGCACUGAGCCCUCUGCAUCCUCCCUGCCUUCAGGGCUGGCCUCGGCGCCGCUCCACCAGGGAAACGCCAGCCCAGGAGCUGCAGGAAGAUGACGGGCCUGCCUGCCUCCCCAGCGGCAUUGAGGACGUGGCUGGGGCUCGGGCUCUUCGUGCUGCUCUGCCUUGGGAUAGGCCAAGCACUGGAGAAGAAAGUAGUCAGAAGCAAAGUGGGGGAAAAGGUCAGCCUGCCUUGUUGUCAUGAGAUCCCCAGCUCAGAAAGCCUACACAAGUACCGGGUCUACUGGCAGAAGAACAUUACGGACGUGGUGCUGGCCUACUCGGAGGGGAGUAAGAUCUUCCAGCACGAGCGCUACCAGAACCGGACAGAGAUGGACCCCUGGAACCUCACCCUGUGGAUCUCCCCCAUGGAAAUCCUGGACAAUGGCUCUUACCAAUGCGUGGUUCAGCGCAACUCAGUCCUCGUGUGUAGCGAGUCCGUCAUCCUCUUUGUGACAGCUGACUUCAGCACUCCCAACAUAACGGCAGAAGUGUCCGCCGAGUCUUGCGACUCGACUGAGAUGGUGAUAACGUGUUCUUCUCACGGAGGGUUCCCCAAGCCCAAAAUCUCUGGAGCCCUCAACAACAUGUCUGUGGAGUGGAAUGCCAGCUGGGUGUCUGAGUCCAGCUUCAGCCCCUACAGUGUCACUGGAAAACUGGUGCUCAACGUGACCAAAGACGUCAACAUCUCUUGCUCCGUUGAAUACAGCGGCUUUGCCAAGUCCACCAGUUUGCUUCUGAAAAAAACAAAGAACUGCGUUGUUCCUCCUGUGCCUCCACCUUAUAAUGUCAUUACUGCUUCAAUUAUCAUCCUUAUCACCUUCAUUCUGGCUAUCACCCUGGCAGCAAGAUACCUCCCAAGGCAUGUUUGUUCUCAGUGUUGCAAGCGCCAGGAUUCGGCGGAAGAGGGUGUGAAAGAAUGCACAAAGGCACCCAUGAGCUCUAAAAUGACAUCUGAAACCUCAUCUGUAUGACCAGAUAGCAUUUGCAGGUUCUUCACGCUGUGCAUCCCGCACUGCAGACUCCACUGUUGGCUGUACAGCGACGCUUGCUGCACGGCCCCUUUGGCUCUCUGCAAGGGGGUGGCAGCAGGAGAAAACUCCGCUCCCCACGGCUGAAACUCGACCUCCUGUGGACCGAUGCAAACCCCCGGCCACGCCACGGGAGCUGUGCCGUGGCCUCGUCACAAGGAGGUCGCUGGGAUUCCAGGACCCUCCGUGUUCCUGCAGCGGGGCAGAAGGAUGUCACCGGUGGCACGCCACGUCAAGACUUCAGCGACCUCUGGCUUGAUGCUGCCUCUGUGAGAAUCAGGGGCCUGCAGAGCCCUAGCAGGGUGCCCAUGCCCUCCUACCCCUUCAGAAACACGGAGCUGCCCUUUGGGACACCCCAAAUCCUGACAUGGAACCUCGUCAGUUUGUGCCUCCAUGUUGCGAGUGGGAGCAGCCAAAACUUCUUUUAUAUUCAGCCUUACACAAGUAUCUGUUCUUCCUGCUGGAGGACUUUGGAUUUGGACUCAACCAUUACAGAUACACAUCCCUUCUCCCCUGAAGAGGAAACAGUGGACACAUUUUUCAUGAAAAAAAGACACUUUGGAAGUGAGUCUAUGUGCCUCAUGCUUAUUUGCAGCGCUACGAGACUUUUUAGGGAACGAUACACACUGACAGCACUCCUAAGAGUUAAUUAAUCUUGCUUACCUACUGCAGUGGCACAAGUUCUCAUAACCUUUCUCUCCUGAAAGGACAGCCUUGCCAUCCCAAGCACCGAGCCACAGCUCCUCCAUUCAGCUGCUGUGUGAGGGCACACAGGGCCAAGCUUCCACGUGCAUUCCUUCCCAGCCACACCUGUACAGCCCCGUUGGAACUUGUGUGACAGCCACUGGUGAUCUCGUGUGUAUCUGCUGUAAUCAAGUGUAACUUGGGGCCUUGCUUCAUAAACAUGGGUCUGCUUCUGUGUGUACAUCUGCCACGGGAUACUCGUUAGGGAAAGCUCUGCAGAUUUUUGGGAGUUUCUCACAGCAACGUGAGGAUAUUUACUUUGCACUGAACAUUGCUGCUUUCUGCCAGUGUUCUCUCUACCCAGCCAGGACUAGAAGGAAUUUCCCUACAGGAUGCUAACAUUGAACAGGACUCAUCUGAUCCAGGUGACAUUCUUGCCUACUGUGUAGGAAAAAAUGGCUUCUCAUUUUGAGGGGAAAGGAGGAAAAUUCCCCAACCCCCAAUAAGCUUCCUAAGCAACUCUACCCUGAGUUUGACUGGAAUGUUUUUCCCUUUUGCUCUGCAAGCUGUACCCAUUCCCUCACUGUUCUAUCCACAUUAUCAGGGCAAACCAAAGUCUGAAAGCACAGUGCCAUCCUCUUUGUGGAAUAUGUUGUUACUUGAGCUGCUUAUCUUCCUAGGACACAGCAAAGACAUAGUCCAUCCAUUUCACUUUUUUCCUAGUUGGUACAUAUUGAGAAAUUGCUGGAGAAAAUAGGAGGAUUAAACGUGGUUUAUAGGAUACUGAGCUCUGAGAUUAAGUAAAAAAUAAGACAAUGCUCCCUUCCUACUCCUGCAGUCACGCUGUGCCAUCACCUUUUUACUGCCUUCCCAUUGUAUCAAGUGCAAUGGGAACUUCAGAACAUUCUUACAGAGGAGUUUUAGACAGAGAAAAGGAGGUAAGCCGGAGGUUAAGGAAGCAAUUGCACUUGUGUGUUCUGGUUGCAAACAGAACACAAGUGACAGAAAUCAGGGCGUUUUCAAAAGGCAGCCUGACCCUAUUGCAGACUUGGUGCACGAGUGAUGUGUCUCACAGUUUUCAGGUUUCCUGUUCCUUCAGCCUAUGCUUGCUCCAGCACAAACCACCAGCUCCUUGCAGGCUCACCACCCUCUCUUGGAGUGAGCUUCCAACUUUGCUGAUUUCCAACAGUGUUCUUCCCUACGACCACACUGCAGCUGCACCUUGCCAGCCACACCACAGCUCUGCCAGUUGUACCAGCAUGUUUUCCCUCUCACUAUCCCAUGCUCUCUUCUGCUCCUGACCAGUGAUUGCGCAGCCUCCCGGAGAAGGGUUUGUCUUUUGCUCUGUGCUAAACCUUUCCACAUCAUCACAAACUCCAGUAACACUUCCAGUAACUCCUGCUAAAGGAAUCCAAAAAAUUCACUGAUAAAUACGUCUAGCAUCAGGUUAUUUGGCUCAUUUUUCAUUAAGCACUAAUACUCUGGAUCAUGUUUUCUAUUGCCUUAUGCUGUAUUCAGUGAAUUGCACACAAAUGGUUUCUGUGAGACCUUCUCAGCUUCAUAUCUGUGUCAUUGUAGCAAGUGACCUGCUCUGUUUACCCUGAAUGUUUUGUAUAUAAUGUUGUUUCCUGGGGUUCCUCCUUUAGUUGUAUUAAAAAAUAAAUGGUAAACUCGGUUUCCUUUCCUUAGUAAUAAAAGAUGUCUGUCUAUGCAGUGGGUAGAACCUCUGUUAUUCAUGUUAGCCACCAUUUCACAGCAUCCAGGGAGGUGCAGGUUCACCUGUACCAGGCACAGCUGGCAUCAAGCCACAGCUCUGUCCAGUGUGCUGACAGCAAUGACAAAAUGACACUCAGGCAAUCCAACUUGUGACUUCCACACCCCU